Messenger RNA from Erigeron canadensis, 1401 nucleotides. RefSeq lists its product as uncharacterized. Gene Ontology annotation, biological process: nuclear pore organization. Lineage: Eukaryota; Viridiplantae; Streptophyta; Magnoliopsida; Asterales; Asteraceae. Gene Ontology annotation, cellular component: nuclear pore transmembrane ring. Gene Ontology annotation, molecular function: protein-macromolecule adaptor activity. The record is from RefSeq and is a predicted model, not a curated record.
AUGGGGGUUUGUUCUUGGCUUGGUUAUGGGUUGCAUUUUGUGUUUACAAGAAAAUGGGUUUUGGAUUUCCCCAUUGUUCAGCGUCCUCUUUUCUUCAGCUACAAAAUGGGUGUUCGCAAGGCAAUGAUUAGAGGCAUUAGGCUUUCAAGUGCUGGGUACCUAGUCUCAUUAGUGCUGUCGUUUUUCAUUAGUGAGGACAAGGAUCAACUGGUAGUGGGAGGUCUUGGCGAGCAGAUUGUCUUCUAUUUGGCAUCCUGCGUGGUGUUUCUCUGUUGGGAGCUAAAUCGCCAUUUGCUGCAGGUUUUUCUUACAAAGAGAUAUGUAUUUGCUCCGCCAAAGGGAUCAGCAGCAGCAGAAACAAACCCAAGUGAUCAUCUUCUAGCAGCCCUUGAAGAAACAAGUCCAAGAUCAUUUAUGCGUCAUCUUGCUUAUCUUGAUCUCUGCAUGGUGAGUGAGAGUAAUGUUGAUAGCUGGCGCCGAGCUGCCUUUUUUGAAGAAACUGGCGAGACCUACAAAAAAGUGAUAGCUGCAUGCCUGAAGCCUCUGGAACGGCUCACCUUAGAUUUGAGUGAAGGGCCGGGAACAUCCUCUGAGAAAUCAUUCCAAUUGUCUAGUCAGUUACGUUCAUCAACUGCUUCAGGACUCCAUGAACCAUUAAUGAUUUUCAGGAUUCUGGAUUCUUUAGAAACUUACAAAGUUGAUCCUAUAGCGGGGUGCUGGAGAUUUGGAGGCUUGGAGCUGACUAAUUCGACUCUGCAGGUAUGUGCAUGGUGUGCUCGGAUUGCAUCUUCACUGACUAUACGUUCUCACAAAGAAGAUCGUUUUGGGGUUGCUCAACUCUUUGGUUGCAACGCUGCUACAAUAUCCACCCUUUUGUCCUGCUUAUUAGCUGUUGAAUGUUUAAUGGGGAAAAAGACCAAUAUCCAGUCAUCAAACCAAUAUUUAACCGGGCCUGCAACCAUCAAAUGGGCUGCACUGAGUCCUGCAAGGAGAGAAACAGUGACAAAUGGUAUUGCUACAAAUAAAAAAGAGGGACCUCACUACUCAAAAGCCUAUUCCAUGGCUGACAUUCUCAGGACUUCAAUCUACCAAAUUGUUUCAAGUUUCGAAUAUGAAAUGGUUACUAGUUAUAAAGGUGGAUUGCUUGAGAAGGAUUGGAUCGCUAAUGGUAGGCCUCUUUAUGGAAGUCGUGAGCUUCUUGUACAGAAACUGAAAAUGUUUCUUGAACUUCAUGCUAACUAGCGAAUUUUCUGGCGGCACCAUUUUUUUUCUUAGAACCAUCAAUGUGCUCAGGUAUACAAGUGUCGACUACAUUUUGCCUAAUGUUUUAGUUCACCUGCUAUAAUGUACAAACAUAUGAUGUUAGCAACCUUAAAAGGGAGAGAAACUGAGUUCAUCGUA